Molecule: messenger RNA, 4811 nt
Organism: Megalobrama amblycephala (Wuchang bream)
Lineage: Eukaryota; Metazoa; Chordata; Actinopteri; Cypriniformes; Xenocyprididae
Product: heparan sulfate glucosamine 3-O-sulfotransferase 3A1
Exons: 2
Coding region: 205-1413 (402 amino acids)
Molecular function (GO): [heparan sulfate]-glucosamine 3-sulfotransferase activity
Source: RefSeq, a predicted model, not a curated record
UAAAAAAAUGCACUAAUUAACAGUUUGCAUAACGACAACGAGCUUUACAUAUGCGCGAGGGCUUUUAAGAGAGCGGCGCGUGCGAACUCUAAACCACUUUUGAUGCUCUCGAGCUCCAAACUCUGCCUUAUUUUUUGAUGGCAAGACCGAAUAAUGCCAGUCUAGCAUGGCUGUCUCUCCAACUCAUGCCACCCGUGGACCGACAUGGCAUUUAGCCGCGUCUUUUCGGACCCUCCGUCCAAGAGCAUCUUCAAGACCUUCGCGGUCAUGCUGCUGUCUAUACUUGCGUCUUUAUAUUUCCUCCACUGCCUCACGGAUCGAUGCAGGACCUGUAUACCCACGGAGAGAAGAGAUGCGGGUCCGGUGGAGGGAUUUUACGAAUCGAAACUUAAAGAUUUGGGGUCGCUGAGGAGAAAGAGACUUCUUCAGAAAUGGACCUCCACGAGACCUUUGGUGAUGAGGCACCACAGCUUAAUCCACCGGCUCGAAAGUGACAGUGAAGAGGAUUUACCUGAAACUGAGGCAGAUAAACACAUUUUUCAGUCAAACGUACAGCUGUCAAACACUUUGGAUGUAGAUUUGGAGACGGGGGGCUCGUAUUUUGAUACAGGUAAACUGAGUUCGUUAGGUGAGGGCAGUAAGAAGCUGCCUCAGGCGAUCAUCAUCGGUGUGAAAAAAGGCGGGACGCGCGCGCUGCUGGAGUUUCUGCGCGUGCAUCCAGAUAUCCGCGCGGUCGGAGCGGAGCCGCACUUCUUCGACCGUAACUAUGACAACGGACUGGACUGGUACAGAGACCUGAUGCCAAAGACCCUGGAGGGCCAGAUCACCAUGGAGAAAACACCAAGCUACUUUGUGACCCGCGAGGCUCCGGCCCGAAUCUACGCCAUGUCCCGCCACACCAAGCUGAUCGUGGUGGUCCGGGACCCCGUCACACGAGCCAUCUCUGACUACACACAGACGCUGUCCAAGAAGCCCGACAUUCCUACUUUUGAGAGCCUGACGUUCAAAAACAGGACUACUGGGUUGAUCGACACCUCGUGGAGCGCCAUUCAGAUCGGCAUCUACGCCAAACACCUGGACAACUGGCUGCAGUUCUUCCCCAUGAGCCAGAUCCUGUUCGUGAGCGGAGAGCGGCUGAUCAGCGACCCGGCCGGAGAGCUGGGCCGCGUGCAGGACUUCUUGGGGCUCAAGAGGAUCAUAACAGACAAACACUUCUACUUCAACCAGACCAAGGGCUUCCCUUGUCUCAAAAAGGCAGAGGGCAGCAGCAAGCCCCAUUGCCUGGGUAAAACCAAAGGGCGGACCCACCCAAACAUUGACCCUGAGGUCGUGCAGAGACUUCGAGACUUCUACAGGCCUUUCAACAUGAAGUUCUACCAGAUGACAGGCAGGAAAUUUGGAUGGGAUGACUAACAUUAGACCGUGAGAUAGACCCUGAGUGUUGGAAAAAGGGAGAAACAACCUUACUGUGACCUCACCAGCAACAAAACUUUGAUAACAGUUCUUGUCUCUCAAAAAAACUAAAUUGGUCCAAUCUGGCUAUGGAAAAACUGGAGCAAAAGUGUAGAGAAAAGUCCACAUCCAACUCAAGUUAGGUACAGAACACUAGGAACAAAUGUCAAAAACAAGAGUAAAUGUCCUCAAACUGCUAUUGCUGUUCCAGAUUCUAUUCAAUUUCAGAUUCCAGAUUCCAAUUUUGAUCUCUUACAUCCUCAUCAGGCAAAAAUAUACAGACAAAAAGGGUUAAACAUUGCCUUUGUUGAUUAAAAUAGUGUGGGAAUUUAUUUAUUUUUUACCAUCAGGUUUUGGCCUUAUUAGUAAUUUCAACAGCCACAUACUGUACCGUAAGAGAACCUAAGAGAGACAGCUGAAAAGAUCUCUCUAGAACUAUGCAUUUGGAUGUUGAACUGUGAAUUAUCCACUGUGUCUGGAAGUUGGAGAUCAGAUUUGUCCUUCUGCCAUAUUUAAUGUAGAAAAACAAUAGCUGCUUAUAUACCUUUGCAAUUAUUUGGAAGAAAAUAUCAAAACAAUAAAAACGUGUAUUUUUUUUUAAAUGUAUUUAUUUAAAGAAAUAUACAUAUACAGUUUACAUGUUUUGAAUAAUCUUCACUAAACACCUCCCUUCACUUUUUUUGCAUGUGGAGGGUGGGUGAUUUCUUUUGUAUUUCGGACCAUAUAACACAAUGCCUUUUCUAAAACUUUUAAUGUGGUCUCAAAUGUGCACAUUUAAAUGUUUACCAUCCAGUUCACUAAGAUUGCUUUUUUAUAUUGACUGAAAGAUGUUUGAGUUAUGAAACAAUGUUAUCUCAAAAUAUUUCUUGUGUCAAUGGAUCAAAGACAACAAAAUGGCUGCCAAUGUGGUAAACAUGCAGAAUGCAAUGUCAUUUCCCCCAGGUUUGGGUUUUUGGUUUCACAGAACAAGCAAAUGCUUGUUCAAAUUGUGAUUUGACUGGAUGGCAAGCUUUUAAGAGUCCAUUUAAAGCUGUGUGUAUGAAGUGAAUGUAUGUGAAAGAGAAUGACACUGUUACAAAGCAGCAGUGCCUCUAAGACACUAAAUAGUGUUUCUCAAUUUAAAGGUGAUAUGUGUAAUUUUUCAAUGUUAAAAUGCUUUAAAACUCUACCUUUAAAAAAGCCAUCCAUAGGUUGGUUUCCUCAAAAAGUUUGGGGUGGGUGUCAUUAUUUUUUGCAUUUCCUUUUGGUGGAGCAGAAAUUACACACAUCACCUUUAAGUUCAGAGGGAAUUAAUUCAUUUUUUCCUUUGCAAUAUUAUCGGUGACAUUAUGCUUUUAUAGUUUAUUUAAUAUGAAUAAUGGAUUUUAUAAAGCACACUUUUAAUAAAAAACAUUUUUAAAAUUAGCAUUUCCCAGACUGUGAUUCUAUUCGCAAUCCUACAUCAGUAAGAACCUAAAUAAAUACAGAGCUUAUUGGACAAUUAUGACACUCAGUUCUUAGUUAAUGCUACAUAAAUGAAAUUACAAAACAAUAAUCAAAAUGCAGAGUGUUUCGUGGCUCCAGAAAGGCUCAAGACCAUGGCAGCAGACAGCAGCCCUCAUCCUCCACUGGCUGCAGUCCUAUCUGUCCUGCUCCAUCCAGCCUCAUUGUCUUAGCUUAUCUCUGUCCAUGCCAGGCGGCUCCAGGAUGCUUCGAGGCCUCCAGAAGAUGCUCGUCAUUGUGGGUUUAUUAUUUUCUGGAUUGUGCAUAAGCCUGUCGGGAGUUCGCUUUUCUAAUUUGGCUGGUUAACGACCGUUUGUUGAGCACCGCUGGAAACGGAGACAGCAAGACAUGGACAAAAUGGAUAUUUGGAUGGUCCACUUGCACUGGCAACCACAAAAACCUCUUGAGGAGGAAUUGAAUUUUUAACCCAACCUUUAUCUUUUGCUCGCUCUCUCUGUUUAUCACAUGCAAAUGUAUCUCUGCUUUAAGGCUCUUGACAGCCACCAGCUCUCCAACAAUCCCUCGUUCCUUGGCUUUUGUUUGUUUUCGUUUUCAUCGCUGGCCUCCGUGCUCCCCUGAGUCCCGUCGAUCCACUCCGUGCGUUUGUUUAAAAAGAGACUCUGCAGUGAGGCUGGAAUCUGACAGUGUUCAUUAUGAACUUAAACAGCGUGUUAACCUGACUCGCAACUAAAUUAAAUUCCACAGGUUGGGUUUCUUACAGACUCUAUUGCAGCUGUUCGGCUCGACCACAUCACAAUCCUAAUCAAGGACAUCUAUAUAAAGCUGUCGAAUUUAGGGAUUGAGAACUUACUAAUGAGCCCACAAGUGCUUAAACACAUGCAAUAAUCCAUAUGUCAAAUAAUCAUCCAUCAAUGUAAAUCUACAAUGCUUGCAUGAUGUAAAAGUUUCUCAAAUAUCUCAGUCACUUGCUGAUUUGCAAAUAACUUUAAGUUCAGUCAACAUUUCUGUAAUCAAUUCAAAACAAUUCACAACUUGUUGAAAAUAAUUUCAGCCUUAGUUCAGUUUUUGCAAACUUCACAUUUUUUAAAUGUUGAAAUUUUGCAUUCAAUACAACACAUGACUUUUAAAAUCUUAAAGGGGUCAUGACAUGAGAAAUCAAUUUUGCCUUGAUCUUUUGACAUAUAAUAGCAUAAAAUGCCCUCCUCAUUAUAAACAAAGCAUUUAUUUAAUCAAGCUCCAAAAAUGGCUUGUUUUGAUAUUGUGGGAUUUGUGACGUCAAGCCAAAUAUAUUUGCAUAUGAUUGUCUCCAGAAUAAGACGUAGAUGAAAAGUUAUAAAUGAUUGCAUCAUAGGCUCCGCCCACUGGCGUUCAGUCGUUUAACGGCUGACCCUUGCCCACACCAGGUGUCACAUCAAAAGCAAAUGGAAGCCAUUAUAAUCACUGAUGCUGUCUACACUAGAUGCAGUACAUAUGACCAUUCAAUUUUUGAGCUACUACACAUGAUUGAGUCUGCCGACAACAGGACAACUGAAAGAAUAAAAGAACAUUCGCUUUGACACGUCCUGUAUUAACAACUCGUUUGCAUCUCUGUACAGACUUCAGAAGGAUCCCAGCAUCAGAAACAAGAGGUUGGAUUAAUUUCAACGGUGCCCUAUAUUGCGGAGGAUUAUAUGUUUGUUCGGAGCAUUUGACUGCAGAUUGUUUUGUAAACAAGGCACAGUAAUGAAGAGUUUGCAAAGAAACUUUUGUUGACAGAUGAAGCAGUCAGCUUCAGCUAUUGGAUCUGACGGCAGCUUCAUCACUACUCGUAAGUAAUUUAUUACGCUUUGUCUGUAAAUUUUUCAGUUUUAUAUGGAUAAUGUUUUAAAAACACUUACUCACAUGCAAUAGUCAGGCGGUGCUGAUACGUUUUCCUA